AUGAUCAUUCCAGUUCGUUGUUUCUCAUGCGGCAAGGUCGUCGGUGACCUUUGGGAACGGUAUCUUCAGCUUUUGGAUGAUGGCGUCCCAGAUGGUGACGCUAUGGACCAGCUUGGCUGCAGACGGUACUGUUGCCGGCGAAUGAUCAUGACGCACGUUGAUUUGAUUGAGAAACUUCUCCGUUACAACUCUGCCGAGAAAGACCGCUCUAAGGCUCAAGUAUAA
Penicillium paradoxum is the source of this 225-nucleotide messenger RNA. Its product is annotated as DNA-directed RNA polymerase core subunit RPB10. Gene Ontology annotation, molecular function: DNA-directed RNA polymerase activity; zinc ion binding; DNA binding. Gene Ontology annotation, cellular component: RNA polymerase I complex; RNA polymerase III complex; RNA polymerase II, core complex. The transcript is spliced from 4 exons. Lineage: Eukaryota; Fungi; Ascomycota; Eurotiomycetes; Eurotiales; Aspergillaceae. The record is from RefSeq and is a predicted model, not a curated record. Bases 1 to 225 code for a protein of 74 amino acids. Gene Ontology annotation, biological process: transcription by RNA polymerase I; tRNA transcription by RNA polymerase III; transcription by RNA polymerase II.